AUGGCCGCCAGACAAAGCAGCCGCCUGUUGGCCCCCCUCGUCGGCCGGCGCCCCGUCGUCGCCUCGCGCGCCCGCCCUUUGCUGGCCGUGGCCGCGGCGCGCAAAGGCCUGCACGACGGACCCCCCCGACGCAACAAGCCCGGCCACUACGCGCGAACCGACUCCGACGUGGAGAUUGAGUACCCCGAGGAGCACGAGCUGCCCCCCUCGAAGCCCGUCCGCGGCCUGCCGGGCCAGUACGUCAAGCCCACCCUCGCCAGCUUCUCCCUCGACGGCAACGUCGGCCUCGUCACGGGCGGCGCGCGCGGCCUGGGGCUCGUCAUUGCGCAGGGCAUGGUCUACUCGGGCGCCGAUCUGGCUCUCGUCGACAUGAACAAGGACGAGGCCGAGAAGCAGACCAAGCUGCUGAUGGAGGCGUUCACCAAGGAGAACCCCAACGCCGAGCGCGUGCCCAAGGUCACGGCCCACUACGCCGACGUGUCGGAUCCCGCGUCGGUCGACGCCUGCAUCGCAGAGGUCAUUGCCGAGCACGGCAAGAUUGACAAUCUCGUCACCUCGGCCGGCUUCACCAAGAACUUCGAGGCCAUCAACUACCCCAUUGACCGCAUGCGCAAGCUGUGGGCCGUCAACGUCGACGGAACCUACCUCUUUGCAACCUCGGUCGCCCGCCAUCUCAUGGAGCGCAAGUGUCCCGGCAGCAUGGUCAUGAUUGGCAGCAUGUCGGGGUCCAUUGUCAACGUGCCCCAGCCCCAAGCUCCCUACAACGCCGCCAAGGCUGGCGUCCGCCACCUGGCCGCCUCGCUCGCCGUCGAGUGGGCGCAUGCCGGCAUCCGCGUCAACUGCAUCUCGCCCGGCUACAUGCUCACGGCGCUGACGCAAAAGAUUCUCGACGAGAACCCCGACCUCAAGCAGAAGUGGACGUCGCUCAUUCCCCAGGGCAAGAUGGGCCAGCCGCAGGACCUCAUGGGGCCCGUCACCUUUUUGCUGUCCAACGCCAGCCAGUACGUCACGGGAGCCGAUGUGCGCGUCGACGGCGGCUACACGGUGACGUGA
Messenger RNA from Hirsutella rhossiliensis, 1053 nucleotides. Its product is annotated as enoyl-(Acyl carrier protein) reductase domain-containing protein. The transcript has 4 exons. Gene Ontology annotation, molecular function: oxidoreductase activity, acting on NAD(P)H, oxygen as acceptor. The record is from RefSeq and is a predicted model, not a curated record. Lineage: Eukaryota; Fungi; Ascomycota; Sordariomycetes; Hypocreales; Ophiocordycipitaceae. Bases 1 to 1053 code for a protein of 350 amino acids. Gene Ontology annotation, cellular component: intracellular anatomical structure.